AUGAUACAGUCACGGAAACCUGACGAAUGGGCCCCUGAAGAAGAUGACAUAACCUCAUUAUCGAAUGUAUAUGACGGGCAGUUGCAAUGUGAUGAGGAGACCGAGAUUCUUAUGGAAUUAGAGGCAGUACCAGAAUCUUUGGACGGUGGCAUACCAAGUGAUGUAAAAAUGAUUGCAGUAGCAGUAGAUAACAAUGAUGAACCGAUGCUAUUCGCUGAAAACGUAGGAGAUGAAAUUAUUCCAGUUGUUGACAAAGAAUACGAAAAAAAUGAUACUUUGGAAAGUUGUAGUAGUGAUAGUAAGCACCCUAUUGCCAAUACUGUCCUAACAGAGUAUCAUUCAGACUUGAAUUACCAAACCGAAACAUGUAGUAGUUCCAAUGAAUCUGUAUCUUCUGCAGCUACUAUUGAAAAAAAAGGAAGAAAACGUUCCAGAAACUGUAAAAAAUGGAAGAACAACAUCAGAAAAACAAAGAAAGCAGCAGGCGAGGAAUAUGUGUCAGCAAAACAGAAAGUAAUUCCCGCAAAAAGUAUGAAACUACCCUGUGGUGUUGAUUGUAAGAAGAAGUGCACUCUAAAUAUCUCAUCUGAUGAUCGAGCUUCAAUUUAUUCCCAGUUUUGGAGCAGUGAGCUACUUGUGGACCAGAAAAGGCAAUUUAUUGCUGGUUGCAUAGAAGAAGUUCCAGUGCAACGUGUUCGUACUAGAACUGGGUCACGUGCUGGUAAACGCAAAUAUUCAUUGAGAUAUUUUUUCACGGUGAACGGCAAAAAGAUUAGUGUCUGUCGUACUUUCUUUAUCAACACUCUAAGCAUCUCUCAAACAUCAAUCCGCUUUGCAUUAACAAAAAGACUGAGCAGCGGCGUUGUGAUACCUGACCAAAGGGGCAAACACGAACCACCAAACAAAAUUGGUCCUGAAGUGAGGAACAUCAUAAGAGAACACAUUCAGAAGUUCCCAUGUGUAGACUCUCAUUACUCACGGAAUAAAAGCCAGAGGCGCUACUUGGGAAGUCAUCUCAGUAUCUCCAAAAUGUAUCAAUGCUUUUAUGAAGAAUGUAUAGAAAAGAAAUUGAGUCAAGCAGAAAUCCCGAAACAGUGGUUAUACGCAGAUAUAUUUAACACCGAGUUCAAUCUGUCAUUCAAAGAACCGGACAAUGACACCUGCGAUACAUGCGAUGAAUUUCUUAUCAAGUUGAAAGAUGCUGGAUCAGUGGAAGAGCGAAAUGAAUUACAAAAGAAGUAUGAAGCUCAUCUUCUGGAUGCUGAUAACCGUUACAAGUAUAAACGAAAAGACAAAGAGGGAGCUAGAGCUCAACCAGGUAUAAAAAUGAUAACUGUUGAUUUACAAAAAUGUCUUGCUACACCUUUGCUAAAAAAUUGUCAAAGUUUCUACUCCCUCAAAUUAUGGACGUUUAAUUACACUAUUUAUGAUGCAACAGACAAAUCUGCAGAUUGCUUUGUUUGGGAUGAGUCAGUGGCCGGUCGUGGAGGUAAUGAGAUGGCUUCAUGCAUGAUGAGAUAUAUCUUAGAUCUUCCUAAUUCGAUUGAAAGGAUUAUAAUUUGGAGCGACAAUUGUCCUUCUCAAAAUAGAAACCAGCAGAUGAUCAUGUGUUAUUCUUACCUACUUAUGAUGAAGCCUUCUUUGAAAUGCAUUGAGCAUAAGUUUCUUUUGCGCGGACAUACCCAUAUGGAGGCAGAUACAGUACAUGCAAGAAUUGAAAAACAAAUCAAGUCACUACCUCAGUUCCAAAUAUGUACACCGUGGGAUUGGCAGCAGCUAAUCAGGUUGUGUGGUCCUAAUAUAGCCGUAAAAGAAAUGGAAACAGAUAACUUCAAAAAUUUCAAUGAUCUACAAGGAUGUAUUUUUCAGUCAAAGAAAAAAACAGUGACAAACCAAACAUUUUUUGUAUCAAAAGUGGUGCACAUGAAAUUUUUGGCGGAAACACCUGGAGUAAUGCAUUUCAAAACAAAAUUCUGUCAAGAAAAUUUCGAACAGAUCGACUACCAUAGAGUUAAUCGCAGAUCAACACGACAAUUGAAUAAUCCCAGUACAUCCAGUUUGCCCACGCUGCUGCCCAUAAGAAAUGAUCCAAAACCAAUUUCCACAAAAAAAUACACUGAUUUGCAAAAACUAUUGAAAUGGGUGCCGCAGCGCUUCCAUGGUUAUUAUAAAAAUCUUCGCCAUGAGGCAGUUCAUGAAGAUGACUAG
Molecule: messenger RNA, 2208 nt
Organism: Acanthoscelides obtectus
Lineage: Eukaryota; Metazoa; Arthropoda; Insecta; Coleoptera; Chrysomelidae
Source: the annotation of a GenBank genome assembly